AGUGACAGUGACAUUGUUUUAAUGACGUUUUUUGUCAGUUUCCUCUAAAAACGAUAAACUUUUGUAUCGGUUAUUUCAUAUAUCAUAUCGAAGAAUUGAUAUGUAGGUAGUAUUAUGUGGGAGUCGUUCUAUAAUAGAACUUCCCAAUCUUGUUCAGGUUUUAACGAAAAAACAUCAAAUUACAAUAAGAAGAAACACGAUCUGCAAUCUGUAGAAUAUAUAAAUUAUAUCCACAAAGAUGUAUUGUGUUAUUUGGACACAUAUCCUUUGAAAAAUCGUCGAACAAAUCAAAGAAGAAUGCCGAAUACAAAUAGAAGUCGAAACGAUAAAAGCGACGAUGUUCCAAAUACCGUAUAUUCUAAAGUGAACGCAGAAGCUUCUUAUUCGUCUAAAAAAAGACCGCGAACUACUUCCUGUAAACGGUGUGAAGCCACUAACGAGUUAACCGCUCUGUCUGGAAAAAUGUGCGAACUGCUACCAAAAAGUAUUAAAUCACAGACAAAACCAUUUUAUCCAAAAUUGAUUAAUGAAAUAUCCGAAUCACAAAAUCAGUUACCUGCUCAACCGGAAAAACAGAGUAUUGAACCAACUAAACCCGUUCUGAAACAAUUUACAAAAUCUAUUAGUAUUAGUGAUAAUGACAGUCCGAAAACUGCAGAAUGUACUUUAAAACUUGAAAGAAAAUUCUGUACCGAUAAAAGUUGUCCUUUGAAAAGAACGUCAUUUGAAUGGAACGAAGACGGAGAUAAACAUUUAUACUUGUUCGGUGAAAAAGGAUCUGGAACACGUUCAAAAACUGGAGGGGUACAAGAUUUCUAUCAACUACGUGAUGAAUGUCUCGCUAAUGGUACACUUUUCGAAGACCCAGAAUUUCCUGCUACUGAUACGUCAUUGUUCUUCAGUGAAAUACCAGAUAGAACUUAUGAGUGGAGAAGACCCCACGAAAUUUGCACUGAUCCUAAAUUUUUCGUGGAAGGGUUUUCCCGUUUUGAUGUACAACAAGGUAUCCUUGGUGAUUGCUGGCUUUUGGCAGCUACGGCCAAUCUAACCCUGCACAGCCGUUUAUUCUUCCAAAUCGUACCUGAUGAUCAAGAGUUCGAUGAUAAAUAUGCAGGCAUAUUCCAUUUUCGAUUUUGGCAAUAUGGCAAAUGGAUAGAUAUUGUGAUUGAUGACAGGUUACCAACAUAUAGAGGUGAAUUGAUAUUCCUACAUUCUACUGAAGAAAACGAAUUUUGGAGUGCUCUGUUAGAAAAAGCUUACGCAAAAUUGAAUGGAUCCUAUGAAGCACUUAAAGGAGGAUCCACAUGUGAGGCUAUGGAAGAUUUUACUGGUGGAGUAUCGGAAAUGUAUGAAAUGGAAUCGGCUCCACCUAACCUCUUUCAAAUUAUACUUAAGGCCUAUGAACGGUGUUCACUUAUGGGAUGUUCUAUUGAACCUGAUCCCAACGUUCUGGAAGCUCAUACACCACAAGGACUCAUAAGAGGUCAUGCAUACAGUAUAACAAGAGUUAAAUAUGUAGAAAUUCACACACCAAAUGUUUCCGGUAAAAUACCUUUACUUAGAUUACGUAAUCCAUGGGGAAAUGAAGAUGAAUGGAACGGACCCUGGAGUGAUGAAGCACCAGAAUGGCGCUUCAUUUCUCAGGAAGAAAAAGAAGAGUUGGGUCUCACAUUUGAUAAAGAUGGCGAGUUUUGGAUGUCAUUUAAAGAUUUCAUGAAGAACUUCAGUAGAUUAGAAAUAUGUAACUUGAAUCCCGAUUCUUUGUCAGAAGCCGAAUUGGAAGAAGAGGAUAAGAAAAAAUGGGAAAUGUCUGUAUUUGAAGGUGAAUGGGUUAGGGGCGUGACUGCAGGAGGAUGCAGGAAUUUUCUUACUUCCUUUUGGCAUAAUCCUCAAUAUAGAAUUACUUUGACUGAUGUUGACGAGGACGACGAUGAAAACAAAUGUACUAUGAUCGUAGCCUUGAUGCAAAAAAAUAGAAGACAAUUACGUCAAUCAGGGGCUGACCUACUUACAAUUGGAUUUGCCAUAUACCAUUUAUCUUAUCCAGACAGACUUCCUAAACCGUUAGAUUUGAACUUCUUUAAAUACAACGCUUCAGUGGCACGCUCUCCGUCCUUCGUUAAUUUACGUGAAGUUAGCUGUCGUUUCAAGCUUCCACCAGGAACUUACUGUAUUGUACCAUCCACGUUCGAUCCCAAUGAAGAAGGCGAAUUUCUACUAAGAGUGUUUACAGAAAAACAAAACGUCAUGGAGGAGCAUGAUGAUGAUGUAGGAUUUGGUGAAGUGGAGGAUAGUGCAAAUACAGAACCAUCUGAAGAAGAAAAAGAAGAGUUUCAUCAAGUUUAUGAAUUCUUCCUGAGACUUGCUGGAGAAGACAAAGAAGUAGACUGGAUGGAAUUAAAAGACAUUUUAGAUUAUUCACUUAAAUCAGUACUGAAAGUAGAUGGUUUCUCAAAAGAUGUUUGCCGAAGUAUGAUUUCGAUGUUGGAUACAGAUAAAUCAGGAAAAUUGGGCUUUGUAGAAUUCACAGAGUUGUGGGACUCUAUUCGACAAUGGAAGAAUGUUUGGAUGUUAUACGAUAAAGAUCAGUCUGGAACAUUUAGCGGUUUCGAGUUGCGACAAGCUUUGAAUUCAGCAGGUUUCAGGUUGAAUAAUAAGAUACUGAAUAUUUUGAUGCACAGAUAUGGUAACAAAAACGGUGAGAUGGACUUUGAAGAUUUCAUGAUGUGUGCUAUUAAAUUAAAAACAAUGAUUGAACUCUUCAAAAAGAAACAAUCAAAUUCAACAAGAAAUGCGAGUUUCUCGAUAGAUGAAUGGUUAGAAAACACUCUUUAUUCCUAAACAUAUAUUUUUGUUAGAUAUAUAAAAAUUUCAAAUGAAGCUUUUUUCUUCUAUUUUUGGAAAUGUAUGUUCGUUUCAAAAUUGUUAGUAAGAUUUAUUAGUAUUAAGAACGUUUAAUUCCUCAUUAUAUACACAAUAUAUACAAAUUUAUACAUUUUCUUGUUCAAUUGUUGACUCAUAAAUAAAUAUUUAUUGAUGAA
Molecule: messenger RNA, 3041 nt
Organism: Diorhabda carinulata
Lineage: Eukaryota; Metazoa; Arthropoda; Insecta; Coleoptera; Chrysomelidae
Product: calpain-A-like
Exons: 14
Coding region: 115-2841 (908 amino acids)
Biological process (GO): proteolysis
Cellular component (GO): cytoplasm
Molecular function (GO): calcium-dependent cysteine-type endopeptidase activity; calcium ion binding
Source: RefSeq, a predicted model, not a curated record